AUGGACUGUAGCUGCGUCUCCGACCUUCUCUUCGCCCCGCCCGCUCUGCCGGCUCUCUGGACCCCCGGGUUUGCCUUCCCGGAUUGGGCCUACAAGCCGGAAUCAUCCCCUGGCUCGAGGCAGAUCCAGCUGUGGCACUUUAUCCUGGAGCUGCUGCAGAAGGAGGAGUACCAGGGCGUCAUCGCCUGGCAGGGGGACUACGGGGAAUUCGUCAUCAAGGACCCAGAUGAAGUGGCCCGGCUCUGGGGCAUCCGCAAGUGCAAGCCCCACAUGAAUUACGACAAGCUGAGCCGGGCCCUGCGUUACUACUACAACAAGCGGAUUCUCCACAAGACCAAAGGAAAGAGGUUCACCUACAAGUUCAACUUCAGCAAAGUCGUGCUUGUCAACUACCCACUGCUGGAUGUGGCGGCAGCUGCCACUGGCUCCCCACUCUUGCUGACCCCCGGUCCCUUUGGGGGGACCCCUGGGCCAGAUGCUCCUCCCCUCACCCCUGAGACCCUGCAGACCCUAUUCUCUGCCCCACGCCUGGGAGAGCCGGGGGCCCGGACGCCCCUGUUCACCCCUGAGACAGACAAACUGCGUCUGGACAGCCCUUUCUCAUUCCUGGGCUCUGGUGCCACCGGUUAUUCCAAGCCCCCUGGCCUGCUGGGUCCUUACGGCCGCACCUUCCCUGAGUACCCAUGGAACUUUAACCCGUACCUCACAGGUCCCUUCCCUAAACUGCCCCCUUCUCUGUACCCCCCACACUUCUACCCCAACCCCCUGGCCAGUUCUCUGGGUCACCUGCCCUCAGCAGGGGCAGGAGGAGGCCACACAGCUGCGCCCCUGCUGGCUGCAACAGCAGAGAGCCUAGGCCCUGAGCGUCCUGUGGGCCUGGCAGCAGCUCCUCGUCUAGCGCUGCCAGGGGCUGGGGGCCCAGAGGUCGCGCUGGGUGGGAAGGAGGACAGUGACUCGGAGCUGGAGAUUACUGAUGUCAGUGGCUGUAGCUCUGACAGUGAGGGUGACGAGGGCCUCCCAGUGCCCCCCAAGGCCAAGGCAGGAAAAGGGGGCACCGGCAGUUGA
This is a messenger RNA of Cynocephalus volans (Philippine flying lemur), 1065 nucleotides long. RefSeq names its product ETS repressor factor like (gene ERFL). Gene Ontology annotation, cellular component: nucleus. The transcript is spliced from 5 exons. The coding region runs from base 1 to 1065 and encodes 354 amino acids. Gene Ontology annotation, molecular function: DNA-binding transcription factor activity, RNA polymerase II-specific; sequence-specific DNA binding. NCBI's taxonomy places the organism in Eukaryota, Metazoa, Chordata, Mammalia, Dermoptera, Cynocephalidae. The record is from RefSeq and is a predicted model, not a curated record. Gene Ontology annotation, biological process: regulation of transcription by RNA polymerase II; cell differentiation.